AAUGAAAAGAAAAAUCAAAUGAAAAUGGAAGAGUUGAUGCCUUAUUGUUCAAGAAACUAUUUUUCCUUUCCUGUUUUUAAUGCUUCUUUUUCAAUGUUUUUUUUUAAAUAACUGUAAAAGAGAAGCACUGAUACAAAAAGCUCAAUUCCUUCCUACUUUUCUCACUCAUUCAUUACUUCUUCUACUCAAUUUGCCUUCUCGCUUUCUCUCUCGCGCACAGUCUCUCUUUAGCAACUCCAGAUGUCUAUCUUCGAGUACAAUGGGAGUGCCACAGUGGCAAUGGUUGGGAAAAACUGCAUCGCUAUCGGCAGCGAUCGAAGAUUAGGGGUUCAGCUUCAAACAAUUGCCACCGAUUUCCAGCGUAUUUUCCAAAUUCACGAUCGCCUCUUCAUCGGUCUCUCCGGUCUCGGCUCCGAUGCUCAAACUUUGUACCAGAGGCUUGUGUUUCGGCACAAAUUGUAUCAGCUGAGGGAGGAGAGAGACAUGAAGCCUGAAACUUUUGCUAACCUUGUCUCUGCCAUUUUGUACGAGAAAAGGUUUGGCCCAUACUUCUGUCAGCCAGUGAUUGCUGGAUUAGGUGAUGAUAACAAGCCAUUCAUCUGCACUAUGGAUUCCAUUGGAGCCAAAGAGCUUGCUAAAGAUUUUGUUGUUGCCGGGACUGCAUCAGAAUCUCUUUAUGGUGCUUGUGAAUCCAUGUACAAGCCUGACAUGGAACCUGAAGAAUUGUUCGAGACCGUCUCCCAGGCUUUGCAGGCAUCAGUCGACCGGGACUGUUUGAGUGGUUGGGGAGGGCAUGUCUAUAUUGUCACCCCAACAGAGAUUAAGGAGCACAUCUUGAAGGGCAGGAUGGAUUAGAAUUUCUCUGGAGGGCUUAUCUUUUGCUAUAUCCUGAUGUCUUUGUCUCUUGAACGCUGUAGUUAGACUUGUUUCCAUGGGAGUUGAGAUUGAUAGGUUGUGGAGUUUAGCCUAUGUUAAUUCCAAAUUCUAGUGCAUUUACUGAACAAUCUUGUUGGGAUAUUUCCAGACUUUGUUCCAGUUAUCAUAUUCUGAGUUUUCUCGUA
Molecule: messenger RNA, 1061 nt
Organism: Spinacia oleracea (spinach)
Lineage: Eukaryota; Viridiplantae; Streptophyta; Magnoliopsida; Caryophyllales; Amaranthaceae
Product: proteasome subunit beta type-3-A
Exons: 7
Coding region: 241-855 (204 amino acids)
Biological process (GO): proteasome-mediated ubiquitin-dependent protein catabolic process
Cellular component (GO): cytoplasm; proteasome core complex, beta-subunit complex; proteasome core complex
Source: RefSeq, a predicted model, not a curated record